Molecule: messenger RNA, 1026 nt
Organism: Lolium perenne
Lineage: Eukaryota; Viridiplantae; Streptophyta; Magnoliopsida; Poales; Poaceae
Product: polygalacturonase inhibitor-like
Molecular function (GO): protein binding
Source: RefSeq, a predicted model, not a curated record
AUGGCCGCCUUCCUCCUCCUGUUGCUGCUCUCCCCCCUCCUCGCCUCGACGGUGACGGCAGUGGCGGACCAGUGCCACGACGAUGACCACGCCGCCCUGAUCGCCAUCGACACAGCCCUGGGCAGCCCCUACCACUUCGCCUCCUGGACGCCCGACUCCACCUGCUGUGACUGGUACAACGUCGACUGCGACGCCGCUACGGGCCGCGUCGUCGGCCUCCGCAUCUUCCAGGACACCAACAUGUCCGGCGCCAUCCCGGACGCUAUCGCCAACCUCACCUACCUCCAGACCCUCACGCUCCACCACCUACCGGCUAUCUCCGGCGCCAUUCCGGAGUCCCUCGCCGCGCUCGCCAACCUCUCCCAGCUCACUAUCUCCUACACCAGCGUCUCCGGCCCGGUCCCCUCCUUUCUCGGCACGCUCAUGGCGCUCACCCUCCUGGACCUAUCGUACAACUCCCUCACCGGUGCCAUUCCGGCGUCUCUCGCUGACCUCCCAAACCUCUCCAGCAUCAAUCUCCGCCGCAACCGCCUCUCCGGGGCCAUCCCAGCGCGGCUCCUCUGUAAGUCCCCCGACAAUGCCUACCUCUGGCUCUCCAGCAACAACCUCUCUGGCGCCAUCCCGGCCGAGUUCGCCACCGUCAACUUCGCGCAUGUCGACCUAUCCCGCAACGCGCUCACCGGUGACGCCACAUGCCUCUUCGGCCGGGAGAAGCCGCUCCAGGGAAAGCAGCUCCAGUACGUCGACGUGUCCCGCAACGCCCUGAGCUUCAACCUGUCCAGCGUGGAGUUCCCGGAGCUGCUCACCUACGCCGACCUCAGCCACAAUGCCAUCGUCGGCGGCGUCCCGCCGCAGGUGGCCAACCUGACGAACCUGCAGCUGUUCAACGUGAGCUACAACAGGAUGUGCGGCGAGGUGCCCGCCGGUGGGAACAUGGCGAGGUUCGACCGCUAUAGCUACCUCCACAACAAGUGCCUCUGCGGCGCGCCUCUCACUGCCUGCCGUCAGCGGCCCAUCCCGGCCUAA